Molecule: messenger RNA, 1204 nt
Organism: Rubroshorea leprosula
Lineage: Eukaryota; Viridiplantae; Streptophyta; Magnoliopsida; Malvales; Dipterocarpaceae
Source: the annotation of a GenBank genome assembly
GACUAUAUCUGAAAUGGAAUGCUGAGUGCUCAACUUUUUUCUCCAUUUUUCUUUCUCAUGGAGCAUUAUUUGGGGGAUUUUGUUGAAGGAUGCGAAGGAGGGAACACCCAUGGACAAACUACAGACGUUUUUGAUAUUUUGAAUGUUCUCAAUUACACUCCUUUCGAUCAAGAGGAUAAGCAAAGUUCAGAGUAUAUUGCACAUGCUCAUAGCAGAGAGGUUUCUACUUCAAUGGGACAAUUAGGGGCUUUUGGUUCACAAGCAACAAAGACUUCAAUACCAAACCAAAGUAACGCUGCAUUCAACGAUGUGAUCUAUGAUGAAUCGAAGAUAUUCUCAUCGGAUCAAAUGAAACCGUUAACAUCUUCAGAUACAUCUCAGUACACAGUAGAAAGGAAAAGAUUAAAGGAUAAGGCUUAUCGGGAACGGUUGAAGAAAGGCAAGAUAGAAAUGGAAUAUAACAUGGAGACACUUACUUCAGAAAACGUGCAAUUAAAGAAUGAGAAUGGAAACUUAAAAAGUGAGAACACACACAUGAACAAAGUUCUGCAAUCUCAGGCAAAGGAGAUAGAUCAACUUAAAAAUGAUCUUGACCGGUUGAAGCAUGAGUAUAAGAAGCAAAAUGCACUAGUGCAGACGCUGUCAGAUAUUCUUGCUAGUUCUGAUCUCAGAGAAGAACAUCGAAAGCUGCAAAAUGAAAAUGAUUUGUUGAGGCGCAGUAUGGGCAUGGAUGGUCAGAGGUUACAACUUAUUGAGGAGAAUGUGAAGCUGAAGCAUGAGAACAGGGUUCUAAAAGUGCAAGUUGAUGCUUUAUGUGAGAAGUUAAUUACUGAAAACUCCAGGAACCAUGAGCAAGUACGAGCAGAUAUGAUUUGAGUAUAUCAAAAGAGAGUUGUAUUGCUUAAAUUGGGUACUACCAGAAUAUGUGUAUGCAUGUGUGUUAGGGAUGUAGGGAUUGCAAAGUUGUGGGUAUUACAAGCUAAGUCAUCUUUGGAAUUACCUUUUUAUUCUCUAACCAUGUAUUUGUCAAACAUACUUGGAAGUGCUGCUGCAUUUGAGAACGGAAAGUAUUGCCUUGAAUGCGAAGACUGUUAAUUGCAUUUCUGUUGGAAUAAGAGGUGGAUGUGUUCUGUGAUUGCCUAUGCAUGUUGAAUCAUUCUAUUAAAGAAAAUUGGAAAGUAAAAUAUAAAAUUAUAGGGGCUAU